Messenger RNA from Etheostoma spectabile (orangethroat darter), 4109 nucleotides. RefSeq names its product metal response element binding transcription factor 2 (gene mtf2). Gene Ontology annotation, biological process: negative regulation of gene expression, epigenetic. The record is from RefSeq and is a predicted model, not a curated record. Gene Ontology annotation, cellular component: nucleus. The transcript is spliced from 15 exons. Gene Ontology annotation, molecular function: chromatin binding; DNA binding. Bases 224 to 2089 code for a protein of 621 amino acids. NCBI's taxonomy places the organism in Eukaryota, Metazoa, Chordata, Actinopteri, Perciformes, Percidae.
AUAAUGCACUCCCCGAUCAUCAGCGGGAAACCAAAAUGGCGAACGUGCUUGGGGAAAAUGAACCGUUUGUUAUCUUCUGAAGAAGGCCAGAGCCCCGCAAGUUUCCGCGAUAUACUUUUGAAAUAGAUUCAACUGCAGAAGAAGCGGGAUAACAGCGGUCCUUCCCAUUUAGUUUUUUUGUUUUGUUGUACGAGUAAUUUGUUGAAGAAGCGGAGGUGACCGAAUGAGAGACUCAGGGGUUGUGGAUCACCUGUCUGUCCAUCACAGAGCUCUCCCCCAGCGGCAGCAGCAGGCUGUGUCCUUGUCCCCCUCAAGCCUUUCUGCUAGGGGAGAGUAUGGAGAGGACGACAUGUCUGACAGGUUCACAGAGGGACAGGACGUCUUAGCCCGGUGGUCGGAUGGCUUGUUCUACUUGGGGACAAUCACCAAGAUUGAUCGGGACAAGCAUCGAUGCUUUGUGGUUUUUGAGGAUCGGUCAAAGUCCUGGGUUCUGUGGAAGGAUAUCCAGACAGGGGAUGAAGAUGGUGAAGAUGAUGAGGACGAUGACAUUGUGUGCUCAAUAUGCCAGGUUGAAACUUCAGAUGAACCCAAUGAAAUUGUCAUUUGUGACAAGUGUGGACAAGGCUACCAUCAGCUGUGCCACACCCCCGUCAUUGAUGCCUCUGUCAUUGACUCUGAUGACAAGUGGCUCUGCUCAGAGUGUGUGCUAACUUCUAUACCUAAGAGGGGGGGUGCACAUAUGAGGGGAGCGUCCGCUAAAGGCUUUCUGCAGCAGCAGCAGCAGCAGCAGCAGAAGAAGAAUAAUAUAGAGCUGCACAUGUCCCUCCCAUACGUUUUGGACGAACUGGUUUGGAACCAGGGCCACAAGACUAAUAUCCAGCAGUGCUACUGCUACUGUGGAGGUCCAGGAGAUUGGUACCUGAAGAUGCUGCAGUGUAAUGAGUGUGAGCAGUGGUUCCAUGAGGCGUGUCUACAAUGCUUACAGAUGCCCAUGCUCUAUGGAGAUAGGUUUUACCUGUUUAUUUGUUCCGUUUGCAAUGGUGGACCAGAGUUCCUCAGCCGACUGCCUCUUAGAUGGGAGGAUGUCACACACCUGAGCCUGUACAACUUGAGUGUGAUCCACAAGAAGAAGUACUUUGACUCUGAGAUGGACCUGAUGUCUUACAUCAAUGAUACCUGGGAGCUGCUGCAGCUGGGGGAGCUCGCCAACACUCCCAGAUCAGAGCGAUAUCAAUGUGUUCUGGAAGCCUUAAACAACAACAGCAGCAUGUUCAUGUCAGGCAAGGAAGUUAAGAAAAAGAAGCACUUGUUUGGACUGAGGAUUCGUUUCCCCCCUGCUCCACCCAACUCUGAUGAGCCAACCAGCAGAAUUAUGGAGAGGGCUUCACAUGAGAUCACUAUCAAAGGAUGCAAGUCCACCAAGGCUCUGUCUGGCAUGAGAGCUUGCAGUACUUUGACCAAUGGCACAGAGAAGAAGAAAAAGAAGAAGAAAAAGAGGAAGCAAGGAGCACAUUCUCUGGAGACUCUGACUAAACCACAACACAGUGAACUCUUAUCCCAGGAAGUAAGAAAGACUUUACCACUGGAGCUCCACACAUUGGAUCACUUAACCUCUAUCAAGACUGAGAGGUCUCUGCUGUCUUCAGAUGUGGAAUCAAUAGGAGCCCUGAGCACCACAGACACUACCUCAACUAGCAUUUCAAGACAGUCCAGUCUCUGUAGCUCCAGCAAGACCCGCACGACCACCUGCAUCAUGCCUGUUUCCGCUCCACCCUUGAAAAGGAAACGUGGGCGGCCACGACGGGCCCUGCAGCCCCCCAACCUGAAGAUCCCCCCUCCUAGCCAUGCAGAGCCAAACCUCUCAGCAACGGAGAUGCUGAGCCCACUCCCAGGGCUUCACUCCACAGACAUAGUUCACGGCAUGGACCCCAACAGCCAGCUCUCCCACCUCAAGAGCUCCAUCAGCAGCUAUUUCGGAGCAGCAGGGCGGCUGGCGUGCGGGGAAAAGUACAAAGUCCUGGCACGACGGGUCACCCUUGAUGGCAACGUGCAGUACCUGGUGGAGUGGGAAGGAGUCACUGCCUCCUAGACUUGUCAGUGUCUCCAUCCCUUGUAACUAGUAACCAGCGCCCGCAGGAUGUUUCUGGCUGUGCUAAGGACAUGCGCUCAGAGCAUUAAAUGAUUUUUGCCUUGGUUUAGUUUAGACUAGACAGGAGCAGGUAUUGCCUGUUAAGCGUACUGCAAAGCCUACUGGUCCAGUGCAUAUUUAAACGCGUCUUUUCCUCGUGUUUAAAGAUUACAAUUCAUUGAUAAAGAUGAGGCAUUGUCAUUAUACCACACCCUAUGUGUUAUUAUGCUUUUAACUUCCGUUUACGUUAACAACAACCCCUAUUUAUUCAGGGGGAAACAAGUGAUUAGCGCACUGCAACUGUAGGCUUUCAGUGAAUCGUUAUUGUACCUCAGUUUUAAUCCAGUGAUGUGCUUUUCAUUUCCUGACCAGUUAAUCAUGAAACUGUAAGCUUUUUUGACAGAAUGUAGUUGGUCAGGCAUUAAAUGGUAAAUCUUGGAUGAUAAGAGAAAAGGGGGACACAAGUUUUUUUUAUUUUUUAUUAUAUAAAUAUAUAUUUCACAUCUACAUUCAAUGGACAAUUGUUUAUCAUUUAUUUUCUUUCCAAUGUGGUAAAUAAAUGUGUCCCCUCCUUCUCUAGACCCAGCUAUGAGUACUUCUUGUUGCCUCGGGCAGACAUCUCCUUUAGUUUUUUUUUUUUUGUUUUGUUCGUUUGUGAGCAGUUCAGGAGAAACUCAAAACAAAAGCGAUGUGCUGCUGCAAGUGUUUCAUUUUAAAUACAAUUAUGCUACAUUUAUUACCACCCCCUUGUACUUUCUCAUAUUCCUUUUUUUCUGUUAAGCAUUUUCUUUUCUUUUUAAUUAUGAUUGAAUGUAUCUCAUUUGGAACCGAUAAUUGGAGAUUUUUAGCUCCUACAAUGCAGCAUUUUCACCCAUGGUAAAGUUCUUAAAUCCCUUUUUUAUGUUGGCUAUAGAUCCCAGUUUAAAAUUAAAUGUGAGAUUAUGAAAAAUGCCAUCCUCAUAAGAAGUUUGUUUUUCUAGUAGUUUUAUUUUUUGAAAGCUCCACCGCCUUCAAUCUAAAUGCAUAGCCUUAAACACCUGAUUUGAAAUUGAUUAAAAUAACUGUUGACUGAAAUCCUUAAGGACCUAUUUAGUUUUUACUUUAUGUAAUGUGAUGGUUAUUAAAAUAAAGUGCUGCAUAAGAUGAAUGUUGUAUACCCAGUUACCAUAAUUAAGAUUUUUUUUUUUUCUGUUCUGCCUAUGCAAGUUAGUCCUGGAUAAACGUGUUGUUCAGUCAUGUAAUUGGACCAUGCGGCUUGAUAAAGGGGAGCUUCAGCAUUAUUCUUGUGAUGAUUGGAAUCAGUCAUUAAUUUGUCUGUGUGAUGGGUGCAAAAAUGUACUUGGCCUUUUGCUUUUACGGUCCAGUUCACCUUGUAGUCUAACCACUCAGGAUAUGCCCUAACACAUCACUGCAUUGGAUAGAGCUGCAUUUGGAGCGUGACGUUUAGAUAUAAGUUAUUCACUCAGUGUUGGCGAUCAGUAUUUUUAUAUCCGGUCCUCCCAUUGUCACAUUACUUAGGACCAUAUGUAUGUACUGUGUGUAAGUUUCCUUUUUUACGAGAAAAAUAUUUUGUAUUCCAUUUUACUGCUACACUUGCUUGUUUAAUCUGAGUCAGAAAACAAUCACUGGAAAACUAAUUUGCUCUGUCAUUGCAUGAGGUAAAUAUUCAGUUAGUUCGGCUGUCUAUUUUUUGAGAUGUUUCUAUUUUUUGUUAAAAUGGACAGCUUUUUGACAUUGAUACCUCUUCAUUAUACAGAUGUAGUCAGUUGAAGCUUCUCUCCUCAGCCAGUGUCUCAGCCUACAUGUCGCUACCACUGGCUUCCAGCAGGCUUCUGUAGCCAAAGAACAUAACUGUAACGUCUGUCUUGUCCUUUUGAGAUUCUUCUUUAUAACAUUUUUAUACAUCAUUAUAUAGGUUGACAUGUAACUUCUGAACCUGUUUUAGUUAAAGGAUAAAUAAAAGCCAAUAUUUUGAACCGUU